AGUCCAGGCCUAUCAGUCUAACUAUAGCCAAUGGAAUGAUAAACUGGAAGACAACUACAGAGCAUGCUGCUAUUCCUGUUACCAUGGUGAAGGGAAUUACAGUACAGUCUGGACAGAUGAGAUUUUCUGCUCCAAGCCCCAGGGGCAAUGUAUCCUUUCAUAACCAGCCACAAAACAUACAUAACAUUGGUUCCAGCGGUAUGGUAACACUUAGACCUGGUAAUCUAGCUUUUACUAUGGCCAGACCAGGACUGGCAGGAGGUGUCCAGACAAUACAGGGAGCUGUACAACAGAAACAGAUACCAGGAGGACAGGUCCAGUUUCAAGUUGGACCACAAACAACACAAGGCAUUACCACACAGAAAGUGAUCCAAGGUCAAGUUUCUUUGUCACAGUUGUCAGGUGGGAUUGUUGCCCAACAGAUUCCUAAUGCUGCAGUUCUUAAUCAACAGCAACAACAGCUGAUCAUACCAAAUUUUCAGACAACCAGAUAUAUCCGGCCACAACCUGCUAUUAGUGGUCAACAAGCUAAGUUAUCAACAGUGCAGACAACAAACCAGCCAAUAUUUUCUGUCAGACCUAUUGCUCAAAUUCCAUUAGUUACAGGUGCUAAUAAUAAAACAGACACAAAUUCCCAGCCUUCUAAUAUUAUGACUGUUCAACAACAGGCUAGCCUGCUUCAGCAAACUGGAAAAGCCCAGGCAAUAAAAGCACAACAACAACAACCGUUAGUUAGUCAGAUACAACUUCAGAAUGCGAAAGGACACCAACAAGUUACUUUUACUAUAAAUACACAGGCUGCUGGCCAGGUUAGGCUCAAUCCAGUCAUCCAGAGUAAUAAGGCACUUCCUAACCGUAAUCCUUCGGCUGUUUUAAUCAGACCCCCUAUCCGACAAACCACUCAAAUCCCACCUAAAUUGAAUAUAAACCCACAAAACGUAGCUCAGUCUAGUAUUAUAGUUCAGUCCCCUGUCAAUAGAUUCCAGACACCAGGUGUGAAAGCUCACAUCCUUGAAAAUCCAAAGAAAAAUCCACUGGCAACACAAUAUAUGAUUUUGUCUCAAAAUAAAAACUUGGUUCCAAUGCCUGUAAUGCAGCAGGAUACGGCACAUCAGAUUCCAACUCCUGUGUCGGACCUAGAUGGAUUGAUGCCAGAACUGACAAAGAAAACAGAUUUACCAGUAGUUGAACCAAAACAAAAAACAAGUAGAAAAAACUCAGCUAAUUUACCUGCUAAGGAAAAUAAAACCUUACAAACAACUUCUUGA
Mytilus trossulus (common blue mussel) is the source of this 1268-nucleotide messenger RNA. RefSeq lists its product as uncharacterized. NCBI's taxonomy places the organism in Eukaryota, Metazoa, Mollusca, Bivalvia, Mytilida, Mytilidae. The transcript has 5 exons. The record is from RefSeq and is a predicted model, not a curated record. The coding region runs from base 36 to 1268 and encodes 410 amino acids.